Molecule: messenger RNA, 543 nt
Organism: Sorex fumeus (smoky shrew)
Lineage: Eukaryota; Metazoa; Chordata; Mammalia; Eulipotyphla; Soricidae
Gene: TIMM8B
Product: translocase of inner mitochondrial membrane 8 homolog B
Exons: 2
Coding region: 66-317 (83 amino acids)
Source: RefSeq, a predicted model, not a curated record
GUUAGGGCGCGCGCCCCGUUGCGCAUGCGCACAUUCGCUGGCCAGAGCUCGGGCAGACACGGACAAUGGCGGAGCUGGGGGAGGCGGACGAGGCGGAAUUGCAGCGCCUAGUAGCGGCCGAACAACAGAAGGCGCAGUUCACUGCACAGGUGCAUCACUUCAUGGAACUAUGUUGGGAUAAAUGUGUGGAUAAACCAGGAAGCCGUCUGGAUUCUCGCACUGAAAAUUGUCUCUCAAGCUGUGUGGACCGCUUCAUUGACACUACUCUUGCUAUUACGAGUCGUUUUGCCCAGAUUGUACAGAAAGGAGGUCAGUAGGAGGCCAUCUGGGAGAAUGACAGAUGCUUCAAAGGACUUGUUACCAAACAAUUGGAGGAGAAAUGGAGCAAGGUCAUCAAGUCUGCUGUCUGGUCAACUUUAGGCUGUUAGUUACUUAAGCCUGUUGGUACUAACAAGUACCAUAUUAAAAAGUGAAAUUUAUUUAUUUGGAAUUGAGAAAUUCCAGGUUGUAACCCAUCAUUAUUCAAUAAAUGUGAAUUCUCCA